Molecule: messenger RNA, 1407 nt
Organism: Vitis riparia (riverbank grape)
Lineage: Eukaryota; Viridiplantae; Streptophyta; Magnoliopsida; Vitales; Vitaceae
Product: aldose 1-epimerase
Exons: 5
Coding region: 196-1260 (354 amino acids)
Biological process (GO): glucose metabolic process; beta-D-galactose catabolic process via UDP-galactose, Leloir pathway
Molecular function (GO): carbohydrate binding; aldose 1-epimerase activity
Source: RefSeq, a predicted model, not a curated record
AUAUCAGAAGCCUUAUCCAAAAGUGAAGGCAAUUUUCCAAAUAAAAGAGCUUUUGAUCGUUAUCGUCACGCCUUGUGCGCUUUACCAUUCCAAGAUACGAUUGCAUCAUAACUGAAGACUAUUCAGCAUUCUCUCGCAGAUCUCCAUCCCUAUCGAUAAACAUAUUAUCUCUUCGUUGAAGACUCUUCAUCUGAAAUGGCUAAGAUUCGUGAGUGUUGUUGCUUUCUCUUACUGGCAUUUGCGAUUGCUAAGGUUUCUGAGGCAAGUAGUGAAAUCGGGGUGUAUGAAUUGAAGAGGGGAAAUUUCUCUGUCAAGCUCACCAACUAUGGCGCCACUGUUGUCUCUGUUAUUCUCCCUGAUAGGAAUGGGAAAUUGGACGACGUCGUACUUGGAUUUGACUCCGUUGAAGACUAUAAGAACGAUACAACCUACUUCGGUGCUAUUGUGGGACGUGUGGCGAACCGAAUUAAAGGGGCUCAGUUUACUCUGAAUGGCAAAAAAUAUAAGUUGGUUCCCAAUGAGGGAAAGAACAUGCUCCAUGGUGGCCCCAAAGGAUUCAGUGAUGUGAUAUGGCAUGUUCAAAGCUAUGACAAAAACAGUCACGUUACAUUCGUAUAUCACAGCUUUGAUGGUGAAGAAGGAUUUCCUGGUGAUCUUCAUGUCUCAGUGACAUAUAUGUUCUUCCAAACAAACAAGUUAGUCAUAAAAAUGACAGGUAGACCUCUUAACAAGGCCACUCCAGUGAAUCUGGCCUCCCAUAGUUACUGGAACCUUGGGGGCCACAGCAGCGGCGAUGUCUUCUCACACCAGGUUCAGCUGUUUGCAGACAAGAUCACUCCAGUUGAUGAUGAGCUCAUUCCCACCGGCAAAAUUCUCCCUGUGGAGGGAACCCCAUAUGAUUUUCUCAACAUCCAUGAAAUUAAAACUAGGUUCCAUGAAUUACCUAGUGGUUAUGAUAUCAAUUAUGUGCUUAACUAUGUGGGGAAUGAGCACUUCCAUAAGGCCGCCGUGGUGUAUGAAAGCAAAUCGGGGAGGAAGAUGGAGCUGUGGACUAAUCAGCCUGGCCUGCAGUUUUAUACCAGCAACAUGCUGGGGACUGUGAAGGGGAAAGGUGGUGUUACUUAUAACAAUUAUGAUGGAAUAUGCUUGGAGACACAAGGGUUUCCAGACGCCGUGAAUCAUCCAGACUUCCCAUCACAGAUCGUAAAUCCUGGGGAGAUUUAUGAACAUUUUAUGGUUUACAGGUUCACAGCCAAGUAGAAGAUUUGAGAUUUGUGCAAGUAGAGAUGUAGAGCCUGAUUGGAAACUGUUUUUUAGAACAGUUUUCUAUUCUCUGGAAUAAAAAACACCACGUUGGACUGUUUUAUAGAAAAUAGGAUGUUUUUAAUAUAUUUUAGUUAUUUUUUA